This is a messenger RNA of Anolis sagrei ordinatus, 509 nucleotides long. The record is from RefSeq and is a predicted model, not a curated record. NCBI's taxonomy places the organism in Eukaryota, Metazoa, Chordata, Lepidosauria, Squamata, Anolidae.
AUAUGUGGCCACUCCAUUAGCGAGACUUUUGAACGUCAAGGAGAAAGUCCGGUUAAAAGCCACACCGAAUCCCAUCUUAGAAAAACAUUACACUUCUUCCUGCAAACAUCCCAAACAGGCGGACAUCGAGGCCCUUUCAAAGAAAAGCGGAUGCUCCGCCCGGCAGGUCGAGCGCUGGUUCCGGCGCCGGCGCAACCAGGACCGGCCCAGUUUGCUGAAGAAGUUUCGGGAAGCCAGUUGGCGAUUCACCUUUUACCUUAUUGCUUUCAUUGCUGGCAUGGUUGUUAUAGCAGAUAAACCCUGGUUUUACGAUCUCCGGAAAGUUUGGGACGGCUAUCCUGUCCAGGUGAGCAAAAGAAAUUUAACUUUGAUUUCUAAUCAGAUUUUCCUGGGUUCGCAUUUCAGUACUUGAUCUGCUUCAUCGUCCGGGAGAAAGCGAUGAGACUUGUGGAUAUGGAUCCUUAGGUUACAAUUGGACCUCAAUAUCCAUGGGUUUUGCAUCCACUGAU